AUCCGUCUCUCUUCUUCUCUAUCUUACCCUAAAGUUUAUUCCUUUUUUUUUCUGAUUGAUUGCAAAAGAGGUUUUCCGGGUUUUAGGGUUUUUGUUCUUCUUCUUUCUUCUGAUCACGUUUUUUUUGCUCGACUUGUGAAAUUUCUCUUUUCCCACGUUUUGGGUUUCGAAGUUUUGUAAGUUGGCUUCUUUCUCUGCGAAAAUUCGUUGAUUUUUGUGAUAAAGUUUGUAUCUUUUAGCAAGUUUAUCACGAGCUUAAAUCCUUCAAUUUUCAGCUUUUGGUGUUAAAUUUCAGUUCUUUUGUUGUGUUUGGUUAAUUGAAGACCCUAGUUGAUUUUAAGAAGCAAUCAGCUGUUACUUUAAGCAUCUGGAAACUUGAAUUUUGAACAAACACAAGAACGUUGUUGGAUUUGGAGAAACAAUGGAUUUUAAAGGUAUAAAAUGGGUUGGGAAUGUGUAUCAGAAGUUUGAAGCAAUGUGCUUAGAGGUUGAAGAAAUUAUUGUGCAGGACACAGCAAAAUAUGUUGAGAAUCAAGUUCAGACUGUUGGUAACAGUGUCAAGAAAUUCUGUUCAGAUGUGGUUCAAGACUUGCUUCCUGAUGACUCUGUAGAUUCGGGAAAACCUUUGCCCGUUUCUAUGUUACAUGAAUACGCUCCUGUUUGUUCUUUCAAAAAGAAAAGAGAUAGUAUGAACCGAAAAACCAGAGAUGUGAAACAAGAACAAGAGGUAACUGAAGGGAAGAAGGAUGGAUGUGCACAGAAAUUCCGUGGUCUUGAUGCAGAUGAUUACGAUAUCUGUACGUCUCCAAGGCAGUAUAGUUAUGGAGGUCCAUAUAGAAGAACAAGAGUCGGCCGCAAACAGAUAUUUAAAAAAGAGGAGCUUUCCCAAGUCACCAGGCCUUAUAUGCAGAAAGACUCGAGUAGUUUAUCAAUGGUUCAUAGUGCUCGUGUCAAAGAUGAUGUCGGAACUGUAAACUCAAGUAGUUUAUCUAUGGUUCAUAGUGCUCGUGUCAAAGAUGAUGUUGGAACUGUAAACUCAAGUAGUUUAACAAUGGUUCAUAGUGCUCGUAUCAAAGAUGAUGUUGGAACUGUAAAGUCAAGUGAUUCUCCUCCAGGUGAAGUAGAAAAACUCAUCUAUAAAAAGGAAUGUCAGAAAGACGAUAAAACCAAAAAUCAACAGAGUCUGACAGUGGUUAAUUCUGUUAAAAGGAAUGAUUCAGAGAUUAGAAUCGACAAUGAACAUGGUCUUAUGGGGGAUAGUAGUCAAGAUUCGGAGAUUCAACCAUCUGUUGCCACUAGCUUAGCUGCAGGAUCUGAUGAUUGCAGAAAGGAAACCAACGUGGAUACAAAAACAAGUUCGAGUUCUGUCUCAGAGCAGAAGUCAGAGAUUCUCCAACCUCUUAGUGGAAGAUCAGUUGAAGAAAGCUGUAUACUCGUGGAUAGAGACGAAUUUCAUUGUGUGUUUCCUGACAAGAUGGAGAAUGACAAACAUAAACCUUACAAGAAGAUCCGAGACGCUAUAUCUUCAAGAAUGAAGCAAAACAGAGAAAAAGAAUACAAGCGACUUGCGCGUCAAUGGUACGCAGAAGAUGUUGAAAAUGGAAGAGAAUGUGGCGAUGAUCCGAAACCAUUAGAGGAAAACCAAUCACCAGAAGAAUCUGAAUGGGAGCUUCUGUAAAAUGUUAAAUGGUAAAAGAGAACAUAGCUCUCAUCUCUCUUUGUACAUAAAGAAUGUAUUAAGCAAAACAUCCGAUAAGAAGCAGCUUAAAAGGCUUCCUCUGCUUACAUAAUAAAUAAGGCUCUUAUAUUUAUCAAAUUUUUGUCUAACUUUUUUUUU
This is a messenger RNA of Arabidopsis lyrata subsp. lyrata, 1837 nucleotides long. RefSeq lists its product as uncharacterized. Bases 422 to 1678 code for a protein of 418 amino acids. The transcript is spliced from 5 exons. Lineage: Eukaryota; Viridiplantae; Streptophyta; Magnoliopsida; Brassicales; Brassicaceae. The record is from RefSeq and is a predicted model, not a curated record.